GAGCAGCCGGACGUGAACCAUAAUGUGGACGACCCGGGGAAGAAGAUGCCUAAAAUGGAGACAGUUGCCCAAACGGGUGGGCAAAAUGCUUCCCAGACGGGCGGGAAUGAGGCAGCCGACGGGGAUGCGCAGUUUUUGGCUGCUGCAGAGAGGCGAGAAUACUGUGAGAUGAAGCCGGCAGAGGCACAGCAGCAGUUGGGCGAUGUGCCGUCGGAAUGUAUGGAUAGCGAGGUCAUAAACGCGCUGAGAAAUGAGGGGAGAGAUGCAGAGGAAGUCGAAGAGAUCAUGCGAGAGGAUGAGAGUCGAGACGACGAGGCGAAACAGGAACAGGGUUCUGGGCGAAGUAGAAGACGUAAGUGGGAUUUUUUAGCGGCCAGGAAGGGGGAGGUGGGAAGCAGUAUGGUGGGGGCGGGGCCAAGUGACGCGUUGCAGCGGCGUGACGAACGUCGGCGUUGGCGCCAAAUGAUCGAUGGUUUUGCGCAAUACGCGGAAUGGGAGGCGAAAGUUCUGGAGAAAGAAGAAUCGAGGAGUGGGCGGGACCUAGAAGGGGGCGGGGCCGAGAGGAGUGACAGCGAAAGUGAUGCGGUCAGUUCGAGUGGUGCGUCGACGGUGGGUGGCGGUGCCGAGGACCCCGAAUCGGAGUAUUUUCUUCGAACGGAUUUGUUCAGUUUCCCGUACAAGGAGUUUUUGAACAAGGUGAAAACAGAACUAAAAGACGAUGAGAGACAGAGAGAAGCAGACAAAAAAAUGGCCUUUGUGGAGAAGCAGAUGGCGGAACGCCGGCAACGUUUGGAGCGAGAGACGGGUGCGAACAGAACUGCGGGGGCGGAGCCCAGCUCGAAGGUAGUAUAG
Molecule: messenger RNA, 852 nt
Organism: Anisakis simplex (herring worm)
Lineage: Eukaryota; Metazoa; Nematoda; Chromadorea; Rhabditida; Anisakidae
Source: the annotation of a GenBank genome assembly